UCCCUUGCAGUCCGCCUUCUCAGUGGUUUUAGCGAGCAAAACCCUUGGCCAGUCUCACUCUCCUCAUGCCUCUUCUGGUCACCGCCCUUCCACCUCACAACCCACUCUCCAUAGCGCCAUUUCCCCCUCGCGAUUUAAUUAGGCUCCUAAGCCUGCCUCGUCCGACUUUUGCUUUCCCCUGUCAUUGCCUUCCUCGCUCUUGAUUCCGUGGUUUUUUUUUGCCGCCUGAACGAUACAUUUUCUAGACGUGUCAACUGCAGUGAAAUUUGUGAAAUUAGUGUGAAAGGCGCGAAGAAGGAAUGGUUCGGCGUAUCAGCAGCGCCUCCCAGGCGUCCCAUUUCUCCGAUCUAGACGGGAGAGAUGGUCCUGGCUUCGCGUUGACUCUUCCAGGAUUCGAUCCCGCGGCUUUCACUUCCUCCCUCCAGAAUGCCGUCGAUCAGCAGAAGCAGCGGUUUGACCGAUUCGUCAAGUCCCAACUGGGGAAGGUUCAACUGCGUCAGAAAACGACAAAUGCAGCGCAGCUAGAACUUUCUCAGCCUGCUGUACACUGGCCAAUGCGAAGGCGAGGAUCGACCCGCAGCGCGGUCGGAACAGUGCAAUUCGUUUCCAGCCCCCCUUUCGCUGCUGUCGCUGCCGAUUCGCUAAAAGCACCCGCGUCUAAAGCCCCGGAGAUAAAGGACGGAGCUGCUCCUUCAGCGGCAUCGGCGGCGGCGGAUGCGGCGGGUAACGCGGUGAAGCCGACACUGGCGCAGUACCUGCGGAAGCCGAUCGCGCUGUUCAGCUUCAUCCCGAAGGACGCGGCGCUCUUCUUCGCCGGCGCCGUCGCUGGCGGCACCGCGAAGACCGUCACCGCGCCGCUGGACCGCUGGAAGCUCAUGCUGCAGGUGCGCAGCGUGCAGGUGCCUCAAGACGUCGCUGCGAAGCCGGUCGGGCUGCUUGACUCAUUUCUGGCGAUCGGGGCAAAAGGAGGGCGUGCUGGGCUACUGGAAGGGUAACUUGCCGCAGGUCAUCCGUAUCAUCCCCUACAGUGCAGUUCAGCUCUUCGCGUACGAAAUGUACAAGAAGGCAUUCCUCGGCAAGAACGAGGAGCUCUCGGUGCCUGCCAGGCUGGCAGCUGGCGCAUGUGCUGGCAUGACGUCAACACUGAUCACCUACCCGCUCGAUGUCCUUCGCCUGCGCCUGGCGGUGGACCCGGCAUCUAGGAGCAUGCGCGCCGUGGCGCUGGGGAUGAUCCGCGAGGAGGGCGUGCUGUCGUUCUACAAGGGCCUCGCUCCCUCCCUCAUCUCCAUCGCGCCCUACAUCGCCCUCAACUUCUGCGCCUUCGACCUCAUCAAGCGCUCCAUCCCUGAGAAGUACCGCAAGACCCCCCAGGCGUCCUUUGUGACUGCUCUCUGUGCGACGACCUUCGCAACGGUGAUGUGCUACCCGCUGGACACGGUGCGGCGGCAGAUGCAGAUGAAGGGGUCGCCCUUCAACUCGGUGUUUGACGCCAUCCCCGGCAUCAUUGCGCGUGACGGCGUGGUUGGGCUGUACCGCGGCUUCAUUGCCAAUGCACUCAAGAACCUCCCUAACAGCAGUAUUCGCCUGACAACGUAUGACACCGUGAAGCAACUGAUCGCAUCGAGUCGUGAGGAGUAUGCCAAACUUGUGAAGGAGAGGGAGGCUCAGAUUGGUGUGCAAUGAUGCUGGCUUCUUCCUGGUUAUGUCUGGCAAGUUAUAAACCCCCUUUCCGUUCAGCUGUUGUGGCUGCAAACCCCUAAAGCAUACAUAGGAAUUUCCUACAAUAAUGCAGUUGUAGAUGGGUAUCCAUUUACCA
Messenger RNA from Closterium sp. NIES-67, 1816 nucleotides. NCBI's taxonomy places the organism in Eukaryota, Viridiplantae, Streptophyta, Zygnematophyceae, Desmidiales, Closteriaceae. The record is from the annotation of a GenBank genome assembly.